This is a messenger RNA of Oldenlandia corymbosa var. corymbosa, 636 nucleotides long. NCBI's taxonomy places the organism in Eukaryota, Viridiplantae, Streptophyta, Magnoliopsida, Gentianales, Rubiaceae. The record is from the annotation of a GenBank genome assembly.
AUGAUAAGGGGAUGUCUUACCGGAAUCUACGAAAAUGACGUCGCAGGAGCCGUCGGCACGCUCACCCUUGACGGCGGCGACGUUAAACUCCAAGCUUCUAUCACCGAUGCCACCUUAGCCACUGGUCCCUCCUUAAACGGCCUUUCCCUCUCCGUUAUCAAGCCCGCUUCUUUUGUCAUCGACUACAAUCUACCCAAAAAGGAUGUGAAGUUUCAAUUUAUGAACUCGGUGAGGGUAAUGGAGAGGCCUUUGCAUAUGACGUAUACCCACUGGAAGAAUGAGAAUCGGACUGCUUUGGAUGGGACUCUGAUGAUUGACCAGGCUCAUAAGGUUUCCGCUAAUUAUGUUUUGGAUUCCGGGAAUUGUAAGCUGAGGUACAGUUAUAAUCCUGAUGGGUUGACCACCGUGGAGCCUAGCUAUGAUUUUGGCAGCAAUGCUUGGGAUCUUAGUGUUACUAGGAUGGUGCAUGCCAAUGACGUGGUCAGUGCUUCUUAUCAGAGCUCUAGCAAGGUUUUGGGAUUCGAUUGGAGGAGGAUUACCAGCUCAAAUGGGAGUUUCAAGGUAUCUGCAACCAUGAACUUGGACGAGCCAUCAAAGAUUCCAACUCUUACUGCUGAAAGUACGCUGAAUUUUUGA